GGACUUGUUGGGCAGAAGGGCCUGUUUCUACACUGUAGGGAUUCUAUGACAGAUCUUUCCCCAUGUCCCUGCACAUUAUCUCUGUUAAAUAAUCAUCUAGUGCUCCCUUUUGAAUGCUUCAAUUGAACCUGCCUCCACCAUAUUUCUGGGCAGUGCAUUCCAUAUCCAAACUUGUUACUGUGUGAAACAUAUUUUCCUUACAUCACACUUGUUUCGUUUGCACAUCACUUUAAAUCUAUGCUGUCUUCUUCUUUUGUUUACUAUUAUGAGCAGGAACCUAUCUACUUUGUCCAACAAGCUCAUGAAUUUGCAAACCUCUCUAAAGUGUAGUGUGCGAGUCAAUAUUUUUCCCUCAGCUAAUGGCACUAAAGAUUAUUUGGUCAGUCAUCUUUUUGCUAUUUGUGGAAAGUAAUUUCAAAUAGGAGAAAAAACGUUUCGCGGUUGGAGAAAGUGCGACUCUCGUGAGCUCUCACCAGCUUCAGAUUGUUCCUGAAGGAAGGAGACAGUUCAUUUUUGGUGACAGCACUCCUUUAAAAGGGGGUUUGUUUUCUGAGAACAAUGAAGAGGCUGUUUCUUGUUGAACCUGUGGUUGCCCUAUACACUCUGCCUAAUUUGGCAGACGAACUCUUAAUGCAGCAAUAUAUUUAUCGUAGGAUAUGGACAAGGGAAACUAACAGCAGCUAUGUUCAGAAUGAAAAUAAUUCUUACUGCUACCAGAACCACAGUGACCCAGUGUACUUCAAACAAGAGGUGGUCCAGAGAUUAUCAUCUCACUUCUUUAUGUACGUGACUUUGAUUCAGUUCCUACCCAACUUCAUCGUUACCUUCAUAUUGGGCUCGUACAGUGAUCACUACGGACGCAGAUUAUCUCUCCUCCUCCCUACUAUUGGGGCUCUGAUUAGCAGCCUGGCUUUUUUAGCAAUGACCUACUUUUCUUGGCCUAUUCACUUUCUUUUUAUACCCGUUGCACUAAGUGCAUGUUUUGGUGGCUUCACAACUGUGUUUGGAGGAGCUUUUGCCUAUGUAGCAGAUGUGAGCUCUAGUGAGCACAAAAAUAUGCGCAUGGCAUUGCUGGACAUGAUCGUUGGCCUAAUGGGUGGUAUCGGGACAAUAACAUCUGGAUACUUGUUAAACACAUUAGGCUUUAAUUGGUUAUUCUUGAUUGCCUCAUUAAUUAAUUUUGCCAAUGUUGUGUAUAUCAUCUUUUUCCUUGAUGAGAGUGUCCAAGUGUCAAGAAAUGAGCAAAAUGAAGGAUCAGGCAAUGGAAAAUUCCGAGAAAUAUUUGCUGGAAUUUUAAAUCUAUGGACUAGUUCUAAUUUUAGAAAACGUGUUCAAAUUAGUCUCAUGCUUCUUACUUUUUCAGUCUAUGCACUUGCUUCAUUUGGUUCUGGUGGACUUUUUACUCUUUAUGAAUUGAAUGCGCCUCUUUGUUGGAAUGCGGUACUUAUUGGAUAUGGCUCUGCAACUGGACUAAUUACAUUUCUUACGAGUUUUCUGGGAGUGGCUCUAUUUUCCCGCUAUCUUGAAGACCAUUUUAUCGUUCUUAUUGGGACAUUAUCCUUGGCUGGAGGAAUGAUCGUGGCUGUCUUUGCCACUACUACACUGGUCAUGUUUCUGGUGAGACUGGUUUGUCUUUUUGCUGUCAUGCCACUCCCUGUCCUACGAUCAAUGAUGUCCAAGAUAGUCUCACCUAAGGAUCAAGGUGUUCUGUUUGCCUGUGUUGCUUGUCUUGAAAAUUUAAGCGCUACCGUUUCCUCCAUAGUUUUCAAUAAUGUUUAUGCUGCCACCAUCCAUGGAUUUACAGGCUUCAGCUUUAUGCUGGCAGCUUGUUUAUGCCUCAUUCCAAUUUGUAUUAUGUGUUUCUUAUUCUGGUGGAGGCCUCAAGACGAAGAUUAUGCUGGACUGUCAACCAAUGAAGACAGCAGUUAGUUCUCAUGCAAGCUUUGGUUAUCUUGACUGAUCAUUUUCAAAGCCUCUCCAUGUGCCAAUCUAUUUGCUUGUUCAUAUUACACAAAAAUAGGAUGUUUAUACAGUUUUGCAUACAAUUCAAAACUGAGAUUUCGAGCAAUACCAUUAUUACCACUAGGUAGUAGGUACUCACAGUAUCCAAUACGUAUUCAAUUCAAUCCAGUCUGAUUCAUUUAGCACUACCCCUUUCAAAGAGUAUAUGAAAUUGCUGAGACAGAAUAAUUAGAAUGUGACCAAAAGCCGAAUGCUAAAUGUUGGAAUUCUCAAACCAAAACUGCAAUAAGGAGAGAAGGUAUCUUAGAAAGGGCCUCAAACAAGGCUUUGUGGGUAGAACUUAGGAAGGUUAAGGGGGUAGCUAUUUGACUGGGAUAUAUAUAGGCUCGCAAAGAGUCAGUGGGAAAUAGAGGAACAAAUAGGUAGAGAGUUCAGAGGUGUGCAAGAGUAAUAAUCGGGUAUUUAUACUCGGGGAUUUUAUCCUGUCCAACACAAAUCAGAUAGUCAUAGUGUUAAGAGUUUGGAGGUAGCAGAUUUCUUGAAAUGUAUCUGGGGGAUUUUUUUAAUCAAUAUGUAGAAGGCCCAACGAGGCACAGUGCAGUGUUGGAUCUGGUUCUGGGGAAAAAAGCCGGACAAGUGUUUGAUGCGACAGUGGGGGAGUAUUUAGGUGAUAGUGACUACAACACAGUAUGGUUCAAAGUUGUACUGGACAAGGAAAAACAUGGUGCGCAAAAGCACUAGAUUGGGAGAAGGCAGCAUUUAUUAAAAUAAAGCAGGAUCUGACCACCAGGCUCUGGGAACAGCUCCUUCCUGGGGUAGGGGGGUGGCCUUCAAAAGGGAGCUGGGAAGAUUAUAGGUCCAAUAUGUACCCUUUACAUGGAUACAUGUACCCUUUACAUAGGAGCAAUACGUUCAGAGAACCCGGGAGGUCUAGGACAGUUCAGGUCUGGAUAAAGAAGAAGAGUAUUGCUUUCAGCAAGUCCAAAGGAAGCAAUUCAGCUGCAGCCAUAGAGAAAUACAGGAAGUGCAGGAGGGGACUCGGAGCAGUUAGAAAAGCAAAAAGGGGGCAUAAGGAAGGACUUGCAAACAGGAUUAGAGAGGAUACUAAGAUAUUUUAUAAGUACUUAAAGGGAAGAAGUUAACCUGGGAAAGAGUAGGGCCCAUUAGGGACCAAGGGGAGAAUCUGUGUGUGAAGCCACAGGAUGUUGGAAGGGUGUUGAAUGAAUCCUUCUCUUCAGUCUUCACUCUCGAAAAGGAGAAUGUAGAUACGCAAUUCAGGAAAAGGGACUGUGAGGAACUUGCACAGUUUGACAUUGGAAAUGGGGAAGUAUUGGUGGCUUUGUCAGCCUUAAAAAAACAGAUAAAUCCCCUGGCCUGGAUGAAUUACAUCUCAGGCUGCUGUGGGAGGCGAAGCAGGAAAUUGCAGGAGCUUUGACAUAAUGUUUAAUUCCUCUCUGGCCAGAGGGUAGGUGCCAGAGGACGGCUAAUGUGGUUCCACUUUUUAAGAGGAUGGUAGAGAUUAACCAGGAAAUUACAGACCAGUGAGUCUCCCAUCAGUGGUAGGAAAACUACUGGAGAAAAUU
Chiloscyllium plagiosum (whitespotted bambooshark) is the source of this 3545-nucleotide messenger RNA. Its product is annotated as lysosomal proton-coupled steroid conjugate and bile acid symporter SLC46A3. NCBI's taxonomy places the organism in Eukaryota, Metazoa, Chordata, Chondrichthyes, Orectolobiformes, Hemiscylliidae. The record is from RefSeq and is a predicted model, not a curated record. Gene Ontology annotation, biological process: vacuolar transmembrane transport. Gene Ontology annotation, cellular component: lysosomal membrane. Gene Ontology annotation, molecular function: transmembrane transporter activity.